Messenger RNA from Spodoptera exigua (beet armyworm), 642 nucleotides. The record is from the annotation of a GenBank genome assembly. NCBI's taxonomy places the organism in Eukaryota, Metazoa, Arthropoda, Insecta, Lepidoptera, Noctuidae.
CUGUUUCUCGCUAGCUGUGCGGACGGACUUACGGACAGAUCAUCAACCAGUCAAAGUACCGCAAUGGAUCGCAGAUCGAACAGAGCCAGCUCGACACGCAGCACCGUAACCAAAGUGUUCGCGUUGCUUCUCGUCAUAUGUCUUGCAGAAUGUGCUACAGGAUCCUGCCUAAGCUACGGUCAUUCCUGCUGGGGAGCUCAUGGCAAGAGGUCCGGCAAACCUCCAGCGUCGGCCCCUGAUUGGUACCUCACCAGGUUGCUGCGACGCAUGGCUGCCAAUGCAGAACUGAAUCACGUGAACCAGUUGACUAAGAAUGACGACAUCGACGCCAUCUUCCAAAUGAACAUGCCAGACGAAUCGAACGCGGCUAGCAAACUGAUGCUUGACAAUGACGACGGGCCUGUGGAACUACCUUUUAGCCGAAAUAUGGAAGCUAAGCCCAUGCUGGACGAGGACCUGUUAUCUAAGAUGAAAAUGUGGCAAAUGAUGAGAGAAUCGCCUGAAGACAAGUAAAUUAAUUAAACAAAAAACAAAUUAUACCAAAGAUUGACUGACGUUAUUAAUUUCAAAAUUUGUUUUCUUAUAUUUAUAUAAUUCUUAUUAUAUUAUAUAAUAAUUAUAAUUAUGAAUUGAAAAUAUUUC